AUGAUUAAUAAUUAUGAUAUUUCAUGCAUAAUAGAACCAGUUGAAAAGAGAGGUGGAUUAUAUUAAGGUUCCAUAAUUACUGCUACUAACAUGAAUGCACUAAUCUAAUAUAAUAUUACAUCUGUUUUAUCUGUCUGUUCAGAAUUUAGUAAACCAUCAUUAUAUUUCAGAAAUUUAAUAUGGUCCAGAAAUUAACAAUCUUAUACUUGAUUGUCAUGAUACACCACUCUAAGAAAUGACACAAUUAUUUGAUUAAGCUCAUUCAUUUUUAGAAACAUCCAGAUAAUUUACUAAUGUUUUAGUUCAUUGUCAUGCUGGUAAAUCAAGAUCAUCUGCCAUUGUUAUCUCUUAUUUAAUGAAAAAAAGAAAUCUUAAUUUAGAAUAAGCAUUAAUAUAUGUUAAAUAUUAAAGACCCAUUGUAUCACCUAAUCCUGGAUUCAUUAAGUAAUUACUCUUAUAUGAAUUAAAUUUAUAUGGUAGAAUUACUUCACUCUUAACUGAAUCUAUCACUCCCUAUUUCUAAAUACAAUAAUAAUUACAGGCAGUAUCACCUAAUAAUACACCUUCCAAAUAAAGAACAUCUAUUCAACUCUCUGAUACAUAUUCUGAUUCGAAAAGAUAACCAUUAAAUUCACCAUAACGCUCUGUACCUUCUAGUUUCCCAUUAAUUGUUUAAUCUCCACCAUAAACUAAAUAUUAAGAAUAAUAUCAAUCUAAUACUCCAUAAAUACAUAAAAAUACUAAUAAUAAGACCAAUACUUUUUCUUUUCAAUAACCCAUUUCUGUCCCAUUUACUGUACCAAUAUCCAAAGAAAUUGUUUCUGCUGUUAAAAAAAAUAAUGAAAAAAAUAAUGAUUAACCAAAAGUAGAAUGA
Messenger RNA from Paramecium sonneborni, 874 nucleotides. Lineage: Eukaryota; Ciliophora; Oligohymenophorea; Peniculida; Parameciidae. The record is from the annotation of a GenBank genome assembly.